Molecule: messenger RNA, 1899 nt
Organism: Saxophila tyrrhenica
Lineage: Eukaryota; Fungi; Ascomycota; Dothideomycetes; Mycosphaerellales; Extremaceae
Exons: 5
Coding region: 1-1899 (632 amino acids)
Source: RefSeq, a predicted model, not a curated record
AUGCCAGGAGAUAUGGGCCGCUUGAUCACCUUUCUCACCUUGGCGGUUGCGCCUCGCAUUUGGGCGGCCACAGUACAACUCACCGGACAGACCGUUUACCUGGCUGGAGUGGCCUACUACCUCCCGCCGACCCCUGUGACUACGAUACAAGGCAAUACGGCGCUCGGGCAGAAAGCGCUAAAGGAAGGAUUGCUCCCUAUCGCAGUUGUUACAGAUGACUCGGAAGAUAGCCACUUCGAUUGCCAGAGCGCCGUCUCAAAGUUCAGUGCUGUGGACGAUGUCUUCACGGAAGCCUUCGCGGGCAGCAUAUACGUACAGGCCACGGGGAGCACCGCAUCCAACGCCACAAACAGUACGAUAUAUUCUGUCAAUGUAGCGGCGAAUGCUGCAAUACCCGAAGGACCCUACUUCCUGUCAUCCAGCGGAGAAGUCUACGAGGCGUGGCGACUGUAUACCGACUUUGCCGGUGCAUUCACCGAGACGUUAGUCGGGGCCAACGGCGACACGUUCGGUGUGCUUCCAGCAAACAUUGCAGGCCAGCAGCUAGCCGUGGCCGUACCCUCGAGACUCUACUAUACGAAAACGGCCGAGAAGCCGCUUGCGGGAGUACGUCUUGGCAUCAAGGACAUUUAUGAUGUUGCAGGAGUUCGCACCAGCAACGGCAAUCGAGCCUGGUACCAUCUCUACCCUCCAGCCACUGCAAAUGCACUUCCUGUGCAACGUCUGGUCGACGCAGGUGCUAUCAUUGUCGGAAAGAUGAAGACCUCGCAGUUUGCGAACGGUGAACAGGCCACUGCGGACUGGGUCGACUACCACAGCCCGUUCAACCCAAGAGGGGACGGAUACCAGGAUCCCAGCUCCUCCUCAUCCGGCCCGGGCGCCGCAGCUGGAAGUUACCCGUGGCUCGACCUUACGCUGGGCAGCGACACAGGAGGGUCGAUUCGUGGACCUUCUGAGGUACAGGGACUGUACGGUAACCGACCUAGCCAUGACUUGGUAGCUCUGGACGGCACGAUGCCUUUGUCUCCGCCUCUCGAUACUGCUGGAUUCUUAACCCGGGAUCCCCUGUUGUGGGCUGAAGCAGCGAAGGCCCUUUACUUGUACAAUGUCACCAUCUCCCACUCAUAUCCCAAGCAAAUCAAGCUGUAUGGCUUUCCGAAGAAAGUGUCCGAGCCUGGAGACGAUCUUCUGCUUGACUUUGUCUCGAAGAUUACAGCGUAUUUGGGUGCAAAUACGACAAACUACGACGUGGAGAGAAGCUGGAGGAGAACUCACCCGGCGAACACAAACCCUAGCAUCUCUGACUAUCUGAACCUAAUAUACCCGAUUCUUAUCUCUAAAAACCAAGUCGAUCUCGUCCGCGAGCCAUUCUACGAGGAUUAUGCCGCAGCUCAUGAUGGCCGCAAACCUUUCGUCGACCCCGUAUCGCUCGCUCGCUGGGCCUUUGGAGAUUCAUUCCCUGAGUCUGCGGUCGCUAAACAGAAUGCGAGGCGGGAAAUCUUUGCAGAUUGGUUCGCCGAGCACGGCCUCGCGCCUGACCCAGAUACCUGCAGCGAUAGCAUCUUGCUCUACGUUGGAUCGCAAGCCAGCAUAAACUACCGCAAUCAGUACAUCAGUGCUCCUGUUGCGCCGUAUGGAUUUGGGAUUAGUAGAGUAUCGCCGUUUUGGGGUGGUCCGGACUUUGUGCUGCCGAUUGGGCAAGCAUCCUAUCGCUCCGAAAUUACAAAGCACAAGGAGUUCCUCCCGGUUACCGUCGAUAUUAUGGCUGCGCGAGGGUGCGAUGGGAUGAUAUUUGGCCUUGUCCAGGACUUGGUAGAACAAGGCAUCCUCGAGCCUUCUGUUGCAGGACAGAGUAAUGUUGGUGGCGGUGAAGUGCUAUUCAAGCGUGCAAGCCAGUAG